This is a messenger RNA of Peromyscus leucopus (white-footed mouse), 1363 nucleotides long. It is a transcript of the gene Ptgdr, whose product is annotated as prostaglandin D2 receptor. The transcript is spliced from 2 exons. Lineage: Eukaryota; Metazoa; Chordata; Mammalia; Rodentia; Cricetidae. Bases 119 to 1195 code for a protein of 358 amino acids. The record is from RefSeq and is a predicted model, not a curated record. Gene Ontology annotation, biological process: positive regulation of cytosolic calcium ion concentration; inflammatory response; G protein-coupled receptor signaling pathway. Gene Ontology annotation, cellular component: plasma membrane. Gene Ontology annotation, molecular function: prostaglandin D receptor activity.
CCCGCAGAUCUUUCUCUGUUGUACGGUCUCUGUGCCCCAGCCGCGCCGGGAGCGGCCUGGGGCUCCUCCGCACCUGGCCCGGCCACAGCCUCCCCUCCAGCCGGACGCGGCAAGGGCCAUGAACGCGUCCUACUAUCGCUGCCACGCAUCCUCCUGGGUGGAAAAGGGCUCCUCGGCGACGAUGGGCGGAGUGCUCUUCAGCGCCGGGCUGCUGGGCAACCUGCUGGCGUUGGUGCUGCUGGCGCGCUCCGGCCUGGGGUCCUCCCGGCAUCGGCCGCUGCGCCCGCCACCCACGGUCUUCUACGUGCUAGUGUGUGGCUUGACCGUGACCGACUUGCUAGGCAAGUGUCUGGUCAGCCCGGUGGUCCUGGCUGCCUACGCGCAAAAUCAGAGCCUGCAGGAACUGCUGCCUGCCGCAGGCAAUGGGCUAUGUCAAGCCUUCGCCUUCAUCAUGUCUUUCUUUGGGCUAGCCUCGACGUUACAGCUGCUGGCUAUGGCGCUGGAGUGCUGGCUGUCUCUGGGACACCCCUUCUUCUACCAACGGCACAUCACCCUGCGCCGGGGAGUGCUGGUGGCGCCGGUCGUGGGAGCCUUCUGCUUGGCUUUCUGCGCGCUCCCCUUCGCCGGCUUUGGGAAGUUCGUGCAGUACUGCCCCGGCACCUGGUGCUUCAUCCAGAUGGUCCAUGAGAAGCGCUCGCUGUCGGUUCUCGGCUUCUCUGUGCUCUACUCCAGCCUCAUGGCGCUGCUGGUCCUCGCUACCGUGCUGUGCAACCUGGGCGCCAUGCACAACCUCUACGCCAUGCACCGGCGCCUCAGGCGCCACUCACGCAGCUGCCCCAGGGACCGCGCCCAGCCAGGCUCCGGUCACGGGCACGAGUCCCUACAUCCCCUGGAGGAGCUGGACCACCUCGUGCUGCUGGCUCUCAUGACGGUGCUCUUCACUAUGUGUUCCUUGCCUUUAAUUUAUCGUGCUUAUUAUGGAGCCUUUAAACUUGUCAACACAACUGAAGGAGACUCGGAAGAUCUCCAGGCCUUGCGUUUUCUGUCUGUGAUUUCAAUCGUGGACCCCUGGAUUUUCAUCAUUUUCAGGACUUCAGUAUUCCGGAUGUUAUUUCACAAGAUUUUCAUAAGACCUCUGAUCUACAGAAGCUGGCAUAGCCACUCCUACCAAUCUAAGACAGAAUCCACAUUGUGACGGCUUUGCAUGCUCUGGUAAGCUGAAAAUAUACCACACAGACAAAACAUGAUUGGAAAAAAAAUCCUACAAUUCAAAUCCUUACAAAUGAUCUCCCAUGGGGAGCUGGAGAGAUGACUCCACAUUUACGCAUGUGCUUCUCUUCCAGAGGACUUGGGUUUGUUUCCC